AAUAAACAUGGCGACUCAGUCACAAUCCACAUCAUCGAAAGACAGCUAUGCUGUAAAUUUUGACGAUUUUGGGGCUCCUCAGAGUCAGACAUACGAUUCUCAAAAUGCCCCAGGAUAUAAUCCAAAUAUGGAAGAAUUUCAGUUUGUGCAGACUGCAGCCACUCCAGAAAAACUUGCAGUGGAAGGUUCUAUUAAAAAAAGUGAAGGUCAGACUCUAUCCAGCCCUUAUGGAGUGAAGAAGCGAUCUGCUGCUUCAAAAUUUCUGGAAAAUCGUGGAUUUGGCUGGUUAACGGAAGAAGAAGAAUUAGAUGAGGAAGAUCAAAAACCACUUUUAGAGGAGUUGGACAUUGACCCAAAGGAUAUCUACUAUAAAUUACGCUGUGUACUUUUCCCUCUCCCCCAACUUGGAUUUAAUCGCCAUGUAGUCCGAGAAAGUCCUGACUUCUGGGGUCCACUUGUGGUCAUACUUCUUUACUCUCUGGUGUCACUGUAUGGACAGUUCAGGGUGGUGUCCUGGAUUAUAACAAUAUGGAUUUGUGGAUCACUCAUCAUUUUCUUGUUGGCAAGGGUUCUUGGUGGGGAGGUGAGCUAUUCUCAGUGCCUGGGUGUGAUUGGUUACUCUGUGUUACCACUAGUUAUCACUGCAGCCAUAUUGCCACUCUUCAGGAGAUUUCACUAUGUCAGUCUGUUAUUAAAGUUUUUUGGAGUGCUUUGGGCAGCCUACAGCGCAGGGUCUCUGUUGUGUGUUCAGGAACUUCAGCAGAAGCGCACCCUCCUGUUGUACCCAGUGUUCCUCCUGUACAUCUACUUCCUGUCUCUGUACACAGGAGCCUGAUUUAAACAAAACUGACAAUAAACUGCAUUUACUCUACAUAAUCAUGUGCAUAUAUUUAUGACGUUCUUUGUGCCUGUGUGAAACAGUGGUAUAUUUUGUUAUAUUAUCUAAAAUCUGUGAUAUUUAAAAUAGAAAAUGUCUUUAAUGAUAAUCUGCCAGCCAUAUCCAUAUGUACAUGUAAGCAACAGCAUAACUUAAGUGAUGCUUAUAAUUUAAGAAUUCAUACCCAGAUGUCUACAUGGGUGCAUGUAUUUUUAAGAAUAUAUGUAUAUAAUUCAAAAAGAAGGGCUUUGGUGCACAUCCUUUUAUUGCAAGUAUCUUGUUUAAGCACUUGUUAGAGUAGGACACGAUGUCCAGCAUAGAAGGGAAAUCCUGUGAGAAAUUCCUUGUUAGCAGGUCAAGUUCAUGUACCAAAAACAUUAAAUAAUAGAGUACAUAAUUGUGGUUUUAUGCUAUUAAAUUAUUAAUCAUAUUAAAAUAGGUGUGAUCGUUUGGGAAAUUAUAAUUGUAAAUAUACUGGAAUACAUGAGAACUUAAAUAUUAAAAACAAUAAAAUCA
Molecule: messenger RNA, 1393 nt
Organism: Magallana angulata
Lineage: Eukaryota; Metazoa; Mollusca; Bivalvia; Ostreida; Ostreidae
Product: protein YIPF4-like
Exons: 6
Coding region: 8-835 (275 amino acids)
Biological process (GO): vesicle fusion with Golgi apparatus; endoplasmic reticulum to Golgi vesicle-mediated transport
Cellular component (GO): membrane; trans-Golgi network
Source: RefSeq, a predicted model, not a curated record